GUUUCCUAGCUACUAAACUAAGAAUCUAACAUACUCAAAGAACCUCGCUCAUAUCUUCCCUAAAAGCAAGAACAUGGCCAAAUCCAAAAUCCUCUUCUCUCUUCUCUUCCUUCUCUCCACCCUCUUUGAACUCUUUUCUUCCAUUAUUGUCACCGCGGAGCACCCUCCUUUCCACCGAAGCAUCUCUCUUAAAUCUUUACACCUCCACCGGCAGAAGCUCAGCCACCUGCACUUCUAUUUCCACGACACUGUUAGCGGCCCAAGGCCCACUGCCGUCAGGGUGGCCCAGGCUCAUAUGACAGACAAAUUCCCAACACUAUUCGGAGCCGUGACGAUGGCGGAUGACCCAUUGACCAUUGGGCCUGAACCGGGAUCCAAGCUUAUUGGAAAGGCCCAAGGAAUUUAUGCUUCAGCUUCUCAGAAUGAUGUGGGGUUAAUGAUGGUGAUGAACUUGGAAUUUUCGGAAGGGAAGUAUAAUGGAAGCACGUUGAGCUUGCUGGGGCGCAACGCAGUGUUUUUCGCCGUUAGGGAGAUGCCGAUCGUCGGUGGAAGCGGGGUUUUCCGGUUUGGUCGCGGAUAUGCUGUGGCCAAAACUCACUUGUUUAAUACCACCACUCUAGAUGCUAUUGUAGAAUACAAUGUUUAUGUAUUUCACUAUUAAUGCAUGGAAAAUACAAUGUCUAUAUAUGUAUAUUCCACCAAAUAAUUAGUAUUUUAAUUAGGGUGGAAACUCAAGUGCAGUCGACUUCACGUGAAGUUGAUAGUUAAAAGUUGUUAGAUGAAAAUUUAGUCAAAUCAAUCAAAUAAUCUAACGACUCUCAGUUAUCAAUUUCACAUAAAGUUGACUACACUUGAGUUUUCACCUUUAAUUAGUUUUUAUUUGGAUUUUCA
Messenger RNA from Arachis ipaensis, 891 nucleotides. RefSeq names its product dirigent protein 22. NCBI's taxonomy places the organism in Eukaryota, Viridiplantae, Streptophyta, Magnoliopsida, Fabales, Fabaceae. The record is from RefSeq and is a predicted model, not a curated record.